GUUCGCAGACGGAGCUAAACCACUCGUGAGGAAAUUCACGUCAGCGAAGCGAAACAAACCACACGGGGAAACAAGUGCGUCGUGAAAACAACUUAAAACAAUUGCUUAACAUUUCAAGUGAUUUGUGACGUUUUAGGGAUUUUUAUCUGAAGAUAACGUGGUGCUGUCCAUAGAAUGCAUUAUUGUUUUUCGCCUCUUAUUUUUGGAGAGGUACGAAUCACUAUUUUGGGCAGGUGAAAGCUCUGACUUGCAUGGCUUUGAUGAAUGGGCUUAUGUUUCUCAGUACUGGCUGUCUUUUGAUAUAAGAAAUUAGCUACUGGAUCCAAGACCACAGACAUACUAAUCAAGUAUGCGCUUAACUGGAGUAGCCUACACUGGCGAGGUGUCCCUUGGAUCACCGCCGGGAUUACGUUGUCGUAAUGUUCAAUACUUCGGACGUCGAUCACACUUUCAAUAAGAGAGAGGAUGUUUCCGAAGUUAUCAAUGGCACUCUGGAGCUUGUCUACAACGUCACCGCUGAUCCUACAGUCAUGUGGAACGAUACGUGCGGGGAGACACUACUUGAUUUCGGCAGUGGAGAGAAGAUAAUUAUCGGAGUGAUGUUGGCCAUCAUCACAGCGGUCACUGUGAUGGGAAACACAUUGGUUGUCAUAGCGGUUUGCGUGGUGAAAAAACUAAGACAACCAUCAAACUAUCUUCUUGUGUCUCUGGCCGUAGCAGAUCUCUCCGUGGCAAUAGUUGUAAUGCCGUUUGUUAUAGUGACCGACCUAACUGGGGGCAAGUGGCUUUUUGGGGAGGUGUUUUGCAACAUCUUCAUUGGUAUGGAUGUAAUGUGCUGCACAGCCUCCAUCAUGACCCUGUGCGUGAUCAGCGUUGACAGGUAUCUGGGAAUCACGCGGCCCCUCACAUACCCAGCCAGGCAGAACGGCCAGCUGAUGGCCAAGAUGAUCCUGGGGGUGUGGUUGGUGUCCGCCUCCAUCACCCUGCCCCCCUUCUGUGGCUGGGCCAAGAAUGUCCACACGGGCGGCGUGUGCCUCAUCAGCCAGGACUUUGGCUACACCAUCUACUCCACGGCUGUGGCCUUCUACAUCCCCAUGCUCGUCAUGCUCUUUAUGUACUACAAGAUCUUCAGGGCCGCCCGCAAGAGCAGUCUCAAGCACCGCUUCACCGACUUUGCCCGGCGGGAGCGGUUGGAGACAGUGGCCAGUGAGGCGCUGAGGAUGCAGGGCCUGAAGCCGCAAGGUGUGGCCGAGGAGUGUGCGGCACUAUCCCGUCUGCUGUCCCGCGAGCGCCGCAACAUCUCCAUCUUCAAAAGGGAGCAGAAGGCGGCCACCACGCUGGGGGUGAUCGUCGGUGUGUUCUCUGUCUGCUGGCUGCCCUUCUUCAUUCUGUCCACAGCUAGGCCCUUCAUCUGCGGGGUGGAGUGCAGCUGCGUGCCCAUCUGGCUGGAAAGGUUCCUCCUCUGGCUGGGUUAUGCCAACUCCCUCAUGAACCCCUUCAUCUAUGCCUUCUUCAACCGGGAUCUGCGCUCCACCUACAAGGACCUGCUACGAUGCCGCUACCGCAACAUCAACCGACGCCUGUCCGCCGUGGGCGUGCAUGAGGCCCUCAAGGUGUAGGAGGAAGAGGACAAGGAUGACGAGGAGGAGAGUUUGGGGCCCCAGAAGCGUCCAAGGAAUUUUAAAUGCCGUCCUUAUUGCAAAGACUACUGGGAAGUGCAGUUUCUGUGGUUGUAUAAUGGAGGCUUAGAGGGAUGACCUAUGACCUGGCGGUAGUAUUGUAGAUAAAGACAGAGGCUGACUGUUACUUCCUCUCUAACCCACUGUAGAGGCACAGAGAUAAGGCCAUUACUUAGGUCUGUGUCUGUGUGACUCACUCAGUCAUUCUAUUUUGGGACCCAAAACCAUGGACCGUAUUUGACGGGCUAUUCAAGUUGACACUGGCUUUGUGCAUAUGCUACAGUUCAGUCCUGACUUCAUAUUCAUGUCAGGCGGAUGGUGCAUUGACUGGGGAAAUGACAUGCGGAUCCAGGUGAUAAUUCUGGGUCAUUCAAAGCAUGGGCUGCGAAUAGAUUUCUGCAUGAUGAUAUUUGCCAAAUUGAUGCUUGGGCAAGUAGGUGCCAGUGGCUAUUGACUUAAACCAGUGAAGGUCACGGAAUCGGUAUCUACAUAACUGUUUCCAGUUCAACUUCUCUGUGGUACAGUAGGUGAUGAUGGUGAACAAUUGAAAGUGGUCUGUAUAGGUAUAUGUGAAUCUAUUAUUUUGUGGAGGCAGUUAAGUGUUUUCUGUUUACCAACAAAAACACUGCAGAACAGAGGGGUAUACUACAAAGCAGGAUCAAGGAGCCUGAAUAUUCUGAAAAUGUUGAACGUUUUCAGAAAGAUUAUCUUGAAAUUGCCAUUGUCUCAUUGACUCAACAACCAAAAACACAUACAUGUAUCUUUGUUUAGCUUGAACCAGAAAAUCAUCAGUUAUUUCUAGUUGUUUAUCAAAGUUAGCUGGCUAACUCAUUGAAUCUGCUUUGUAGUAUACACCUCAGAAGGCACCUUCGCGUUGUCAUUUUAUUUCCAGACAUGCCUUUGACUGUCAGUUUCUCUAUUCAAUCAUUGAAUUGAAUACAUUGAUCUCUGCUGGCCAACAUCACUUAGGUAUUAAAGAGUUAACUACAAAGUCAACCCAAGAGACACACACAGACCCAAGAGACACACAAACACAGACCCAAGGGACACACACACACAGACCCAAGGGGGACACACACACAGACCCAAGAGA
Messenger RNA from Salmo salar (Atlantic salmon), 2772 nucleotides. Its product is annotated as 5-hydroxytryptamine receptor 7. Gene Ontology annotation, molecular function: G protein-coupled serotonin receptor activity. Gene Ontology annotation, cellular component: plasma membrane. Gene Ontology annotation, biological process: vasoconstriction; circadian rhythm; chemical synaptic transmission. The record is from RefSeq and is a predicted model, not a curated record. Lineage: Eukaryota; Metazoa; Chordata; Actinopteri; Salmoniformes; Salmonidae.